AAAUUUCGAUAACGAUAUAAGGAAAUUGACCUCUAUAUGUAUGCGCAAUCGUAAAAUUGACAAAAUUUAAGUUUGUUUGGAAAUCUUUGUUGAAAUGGCUUCUGCAGGAAAAAAGGGUAAAAAAAAUAAAGGAACAGUUAUUUCUUUGCAAUCGUUUCUCUCUAACGCUGAUACACCUGUCGGAACCACGCAAGUCUCAAAAAAAAUACGAAAUUUAGAUGGCGAAGACAGCGAUGACGGAAGUAGUACAUUGCCGUUAGUUUAUCAGCUACCAACAGCUCCACGCGCAAAUAGGAUAUUUGAUGAUAAUUCUAUUCCUCAUAAAGCCCCGUUUAUUGCUUAUAUAAAUAACUUACCAUUUGAUGCAAAUGAAGAUGAUCUUUACGAGUUUUUUGGGUGUAUUAAUUUAAUUUCUCUGAGACUACCUCGUGAAGAUGGCGAAAACGGUCGUUCAAGGGGCUUUGGCUAUGUUGAGUUAGAAAAUCGAGAUGAUUUAAUUCAUGUACUUAGUUUGCCAGAUCCAUCUAUUAAAGGUCGUCGCAUUCGAAUUGAGCUAUCCAAUGAAAACGAUCAGCAAAACCGACAAAAGAACCGGCGGUUUGAUGGCUUUGGUAAUAGUGGAGAUAAUAGAGACUCUGGCAAUUGGAGGCGAGAUAGUCAAAAUAACGGAAGUAGUUUUGGAUAUCCUUCCAAUUUUGACAGAAGCUUUAAUAGAGAAAGAAAACCAUUACCAGAAAGGGAGGAAACGAACACCCCUGGAUCAUGGCGCUCAAGCGCUAGACCGCAAUCUAUUAAUUCUUCACCCACUCGGAGAGAUGUUGAAUCUGAAAAAUAUCGUGACGGCCGCGACAGAUUUGCAGAAAGAUAUUCACGAGAAGAUACAUCCAAGUUUGAAGAAAGGCCAAAAUUAAAUUUAAAACCACGAACUCUACCAUUACCAGAAACAAUUAAAACAGAUUUUGAAAAAUCUGACGCCGUGGAAACAAAUGUAGGCAAACAGAGCGGAACAUUGUCAGUGAAUGUGUUUGGCUCUGCAAAACCGGUAGAUACGGCAGCAAGAGAACUUGAGAUUGAGGAACGUUUAGCUCUGGCUCGAAAACAAGAUAAGACUCGCAAAGAAGAGGAGUUUCUAAGUGACAAGCUUACCGAAGUCCAAAUGGAUAAAAAUGAUAACGAAAAUAUAAAUGCAACGAUUAGUUGGCGCCGGAAUCAAGACAAUAGGGAGGACGACAAAAUUAAUAUAUGUCAAGAUCCACAACACCGAUAGAAGCGGAACUAUGAUAAUGCCAAUGAUACUCAACUCUUGGCUUGUUUUGUGUAAUGGUCUUCAAUCAUUGUUAAAGAUAAUUUUCUUUAAAUUAUAGGAAAGUUAUAAUGUAAACAUGUAAGGAGUCAAUGGCCUUCUAUUUUAAAAAGUCAUGAAAGGAUACAUUUAUCAUUCGUUGGACUUGAGUCUGAUGAGAAACCUACAAUAAUUUGAUCAUCAACUUCGAAAAACUCGAAUUCAGAAACAAAUGUGGCUAAUCAUACAUUUAUUACCCAAUAUGUUCAAUAUUUUACCUUUUUUUGCUUAAAUGACGUUCGGAUCCUUCUUGAUAAUAUAGAACCACGGUUUUUAUUAUUUCAAAAGGAACAUAGCCCUACUAUUAAUUUAACCGGUUAAAAUUAAUCCUUAACUAAAAAAAAUUGUUGUUUAAAAAAAAAUUUCAAAAUGGACCGAUUUUCUUUUGUUUUUAAUUAUGUAUAGUAUAAUUUGAUUAUAUAGUCAAAAAAUGCAUGUACUAGACAAGAGAAAUAACAAUAACAAUUAUUCAAUGAUUAAAAUAGCUCAUAGACCAAAAUUUAGCAAUAAAAAAUUGUUCAUUAACACAAAAA
This is a messenger RNA of Drosophila elegans, 1875 nucleotides long. It is a transcript of the gene eIF4B, whose product is annotated as eukaryotic translation initiation factor 4B. The record is from RefSeq and is a predicted model, not a curated record. Gene Ontology annotation, molecular function: RNA binding. Bases 95 to 1267 code for a protein of 390 amino acids. NCBI's taxonomy places the organism in Eukaryota, Metazoa, Arthropoda, Insecta, Diptera, Drosophilidae. The transcript has 3 exons.